CUCAGUUACCCUGCCGCUCCGCGUUGAUCCAAACUCGCAGCAGGUGCACUACGCAGGUCCGUGUACAAGAGGCCGAGAUAGAGCCAACAGCAGUGCCGCACAUCUGACAUGAUCCUUGGACUUUCAUAAACUUCCGAAUAACUUUGGAACUUUUUAGGAAUUAGCUAAGGAUAUAAUGCUUCAGGAACAUUAAGGGCGUCAGGAACAUUAAUACUUUGACCGCCUGGACAGGUCAUCGUGGAGGUAAAAACAGUGAUAUUUAACGUUGAAAGUGUUGCACCUCUUCGCUCUAACUUCAGCUUUAGCUCUCGAUCAACUGGCAUUGUACGGAUGCUGUGCUACGAGUAAGCCGGAACUAGGCGGGCAAGAGAAAGCGUUGUGACGGGACACUCUAGGAGAUCCAGCCAGGAACCCUAACUUAUUUCGAGUUGUUCCGUGCCAAAGGAAAUAUAAAGUUGCUGGAUUGACACGUUCAUGCCGGAACAACAAGGAGAGAACUAAUCCUACAGAAUGAAGACGACAGUAUUCUUAGCGGUGAUGGUGGCUGGAAUCGCCUACGCGGUGGGCGUCACCAUCUUCUACGAGACAUGCAACGAGAAUAAAUGCGUCUCGCGGGUUAGCAAAUGUCAGCUGACUGGUGCUUGUGGUUGUACGCUAGAGAACUGUACAUGCUGUCUCAACUGCACACUCUGUCUCGCUGAGCUGUGGGACGACUGUUGCGCUUGCGUCAACAUGUGCAAACCUCGCAACCUCUCGUCAACGGACAUCGCUAGCUACAGUACCAUUAACGACCUUCGGAUGGAAUCUGAUUGGACAGACACCCUCUUCAACGCCCUGACCCAGGUCGACAAGCCACACCCUGAUUCUCAUUGGACGGUAGAGAGGGUCACACCCCAAGAGGAGGGGGUCAAUCUACCGGGCCUUGUGCCGGCCACGCCUUCUGAAGGAAGCACUAGUGACGUAUCUCCAAGCUCCAAGACGGCAACAACGGCGAUCUCUGUCAACCAAACCAUCGUACCUAUUGACAUCUGUACUGUGGCUUAUAUCAAGAUAUGCCUAGGUCUUGAGAAAUGCGUCGAUGCCUGCCACCACAUGGGGGCGGCAAAAUAUAGAUGGUUCCAUACAGGGUGCUGCGAGUGUAUCGGAAGCUCGUGCCUGAGCUACGGAAAGAAAAAAGCUCUGUGUAGCGAAUGCCCCAACGAUUAAAACUAUCAUCGAUCUGCUGGGAUGUGAGGAAUGUUUUAUGAGAAGGAGGAGGGCAGUGAUUCUGUGCUGGAGUUGGGGUGUCCUUCUCUUGCUACUUAUGAUGAACAUUGAACAAUAAGAGGAUUCUUUUGUGCUAUUGUAAUAAGCUUUGUGUAUUCAUAUAAUAUGAGUAUGCAGUGAUCUAGUGUGGAAAUCAGCAAGUGUUCUUAUGCAGUUUUGAUUAAACAAAUACACUUAAUAAUAAUAUCUAGCUAGUCAGGAAGUAAAAUCGCAAAAAAGUUUUCCAGUUUAAAUUAAACAAAUAGCAAUUAGAUUUUCAGUUUCAAGUAUAACUAAAGUAUUUGCUCCCCCCAAAACAAUAACAUUUACCACAGAAAUACAUAUUUAUUGAGUGAAGUAGGCAUUUAUAAAUACCAGUGUUUUUCCAAGUAAUCAUACAAUUUGAAAGGAAUUUUCAAUCUGUAAAGAAUUUGUUUUAAGAAAGAAAAGAAAGAAGCAUAAAUGUAAAAAGCUUCUUUUUUUAGUUGUUACAAAGUAUGUUGAAAUGGCUCUUUUUCUUGUUGACAUGCUUGUGUCAUUACAGCUUGGACAAAUAUUCAAGGAUACCUUUUUUCUUACGUCUUUGAUAUUUCUUUUUUUUCAUUUUGAAAUGAUUCCUUCUGCUCAAUGCAAGAUGUAUUUCAUUAUGACGGAUAUUCAUUUUCUCCCUAACAUUGUGUUUAUAACUCUAUUUAAGAUAAUGUAACUCCUAUCUUGUAAAUAUGUGAUAUAUUUAUUAGAAAUUUUCUAGAAUGUACAGUUUGAUAAUUAACAAUGUGGAAAAUGAGGAAAGUUUGGGAAAAUUAAUUGUGAUAUUAUUGCGUUGACAACCCUUAUGGUGCUUUUUACCCUUGAACAGUAUUUUUAUGUUGAUAAUAAUUUAGCAAGCUGAGGCAGAAACAUGAAGGUUUCCGACAAGUGCUUUUUUAAAGGAGAAGUCCACCUUGAUGUUUAUUUUAUUUUGAUAAAAGUUUUAAAAAAUAGAGAAUACUCUAUAAAAGUUUGAGCAAAAUCUGAUUAGAAGUUUUGAAUUUUUUAAGUUGCAAUCAAUCCCACACAUAUUACCAACUCGUUGGUGGUUCUUGUGAGGUUAUCUCCUAUUUGUUCUGUUCUAAAAAUGUCAUAAAUACUAGAAGAUUUCAUGAAUUUUUAGUUCCUCUUAAGAACUUUUUCAAUCAUUCAGUCAUAGGGGCCUAACUGCCCCACAUAAUGCUUAAGAUAACACUUUGAGCAGGAAUGAUGUCUUGCAAUGUGACAAUACAAGGAAAACACUGCUUAUUGUCCAGUGUCGAUAUUAAGAAAAUAUAAAUUGUUAUGUUGAAUACCUUGCACCUUUCCCACGAAAGCAUUGAAAUAAUUUCCCCAACAUUUCUUAGAGAGCAUUGUCUUACUCAUCAACAGGUGUGUGAUCACUAGGUGUUUAGUUCAAGCUCAUCUAAUUGGACAAUUUAUGAAGGAAGCGCCUGCUCAAUAUGGCUAGUCAGUUGUCGCUCAAAUUCAGCAAAUGACCGCAUUUUGGGCUGGUUAUUGUCUUUACUCGUGACAAGUCUAGGUCUGAUAAAAUGAACGGCAUGCUAUGGCAUGUUAACGGUUGAUGUGGAGAUAUAGCCAGACCAUGGAUGAUAAAGGUUUUCUAUAUUUCUUAUCAUUUUAUAGUCAAGUAAAUUACGAAUACACAGCACUUGUUCCUGAUGGUUGAAAAUAUAGCACAUGUGAAAAGUCUGAAAAUCAUUGAUCACAUCGAAAUUGCUAAAUAUUUCCUUUCAAAUCUCAAUCAUAUUAUAUUGAUGGUUCAAAAUAUCCUGCCUGUAAACAGAGAUACAUAUGUUUACAUUUUAAAGAUGAUGUUAGACUCUCAGUCAUAGUCAUAGCUUAGAUGCUGAUGAACAGGACCUUUCAUGAUAAUUACUGACCCCUGGACCAUUGGAAAUAGCAUCAACCAAAAAGAAAAAUAACUUUAUGACUGUGCACCUGUGUCCUGUAUUGUAAGGUUCUCACUUUGGGCGUUGCCUUUGUUCAAAAUAUCCAAUCAGUUUAAAAGUGCUUUUGUUGUUACCACUGGAUCGUUUCCACACCUCAUUGCAUUUAUUCAGACCCCACCCUCGUUUCCAAUCGCGUCUGGUAGAUCAGCCUUUCAGAGCGGAUAUACCAUGGGCCCUACCGUGGGUACACUGUAGCCCCUGUCCGGAGCAUAACAAAACCAAUAGGGGUAUGGUAAUGACAAUGGCAGAUGCUGGCUGUAUUUCAACCAAUUUAGGAGGCUUAUUGGCAUGCCAGCGUGCAACACUCGCUUCCCUUUCAACAACUGGUCCUGUGUUACUAAACCAAGUGAAUGAAAUUGGAUGACAAUCAAGUUAAAGUUGGCAGACUCUUCCUUGCCAAACUUUGAUAUAAAUAUUACCCCCCCCCCUUCCUGUAGAAUAGAGUGAUGUAAUUUAUAUAUUUUUAAUUUGUUUAUAAAUGUUGAUAAUUCUGGGAUUUGAUCUCGAGCAUACUGUCACUGAAGCUAACUUGACCAACACUAGCUGUAACUUGCAAAUAAGCUUUUGAAAUAGCUUGUGCUUCUACAAAUCUUUGUAUUCAUUUUUUUUCAUUUUGAUGAUUCAUAUUUUUCUGCUUUAAUCGAGGGUUCAUGUUUCUUCAACUCAAAGUCAUAGCACUGUGUGUGGCUUGUCUUAUGAGUAACAGAGUUCUUUUUUUGUUGGAAAAUGUUUGAUAGUGAUAACGCUCUAGAUGAGUAACAGAUUGAUUUGUCAUACAGCCAAGCAAUAAAUGAUAUACAUCAGUGAUUGUGACAUUUUGCAAAUUGUUCUUCCCGAGUAUGACUCCCCUGAUGAACAACAUACCCUUCUCAUUAGUAGAAUCUUUGCAAAUAAUGUUAUCUUUAAACAUAAUGUGCUCAUAUUGGAAACAUUGAGGGUCGAGAUGUGGGAGUCAGUUGAAAAAAAUUAUUCACAUUUCAGACCUCGGGCGGAAUAUGACACAUUUUUGCUUCAUAAUAUUUAUAAAAAAACAAUAAUUUUGGAAAGGAUGAGGCCUUACCCUUUUUACUCAUCUGGUAUCCAUGCAUGUCUUAUUUUAUUGAUGCUAGAAAUGAAGAUGGGCUCGGUUUAAUUUAUCACCCCUUCUCCGCUUUGGUGACAUUUGUAGCCUCUGAACUUCCUCCUUGUGGAUAAUUAUUUUCUUUACAUUUGAAUAGAGCCCAUGAAAACAAAAUUUGAGGGAUAUGAAGUUUAAUAAUUAAAGGGAAUAAAAGAGAGAGAGAGUAAGGGGUACUGGAGUUACCCCCAUUCCAAAAGUAUGGUCUCAUUUAUGUUUCUGGUACAUUAUAUACCUCGGUGACCAUGAGCCGUAUAGAUCACAUUGUUUGCCUGAUCUCAAACCAGUCCCAUAUGUAGAGGAUAUUAGCAGAGGACAGGAGGAAGAGAUCUGUAAUUGAUGUUAAGGAAACCAUCGACUCUCAUGUUGAACAGUAAAAACAUUUUUACUAGCUGUCAUUGGAAAUUCAACAUCCUACGACUAUCAUGAUGAAAUUUGAUUCAUUUGAUCAAUUCUGUCAGUUGUGAUUGAACUGAGAUUUCAUGUUGGUAGGGUAUUGUUCCAAUAUUCUACAUUCAAUUUUCUGCCUCAUUGAAAAUGAGCAAUCCCUUUCCUAAUCACAUUUGCUGAAGUGACACAAUGGUGCUGAUUUGGAGAGGGAGGAGUCAUGGAACCCCCCCCCCCCCCCCAUCUAUAUAUCUACAAAUUAUUGACAUAUUUCUGAAUCUUCUUUUAUUAGUUUUACUUGCCUGGGAAGGUAGCCAAAGUAUAAUGAUUUGAUACCGGUUUGAGCUGCAAGCAAAACAGUGUGUAUAUGCCCUUACUGUAGGAUAACAACCAAGGCUAUGACAGCAGCCCAGGUAGGGGUGGGGCAACCCCUCCCCCCCCCCCCCAUUGGUGUAGCCCCAUCAUAGUUUGUACCACAACACACCAAGUUUUGGUAUGUCUGAGCUAAAUAGAGAAUGGGUUUGUCUGCUGGUCUCAAUAAGGCCACCCUGUUCUAAAAAUAUCAGGAUAGAAAAACUAGAGGCACGUAGGAAGAGAUAUGCAUUCUGCGAUGUCUGAAAACUGAUCAUCUCUUGUACCCCUUAUACUGGCAAACAGCAUGGAUGCCAUGAGGAUGAUCAAGGCUUCCUUCCAUCAGAGAGUUAGAGUUGACAGCUCUUAUUAAGAGCAUAUGGCUGGGCUAACCAUUAAGAGAUCUCUACUCAAAGAACUCUUUGAUUCGAUAGGGAAGGGGUGUGAGUGGGGCUUGUUUAGGGGGAGGGGGUGGGCAAGGCUUGUGUCGAGGAGGGGGCAGACAAGUACAGAAUGGAAUGCCAUAGGUCUGACUGAAGAUCAGGGACCAAUGCACAGGAAAUAAGUAUUCAUAAUGGACAAAAAGGACCUCUCUGAUUCGAUAGGGAAGGGGUGGGACCAGGGCUUGUUUGGGGAAGGAGCGGGCAAGGCUUGUUUUGGGGGAGGGGUGAUCAAGCCUUGUGUGGGGGAGGGGGCAGAUCAGUACGGGAUGGAAUGCCAUAGGUCUGACUGAAUAGGAUAAAAGCAGACAAAUAUGUCACUGUCAGUACAUCAUCUUACGGUUACAAUACUUAAUAGAGACAGAAUGAUUAUAUGUGUGGAGAAUUUUAGUGGCCACCUCUCCAGAAAGGCCACCUGUCUACAAUGGCCACAUUUUCUGUUUCAGGUUUGACUGUAAUUAUGUUGUCUAUAUGGAUUGUUGGGUAAAGACAAUGCAUUUUUAUGUAAGUGCAGAAUGAAGGCGGUUCUCAAUAUUGUACAUUGAUUCUUUUCUUUCUCCUUCACGGCUCAGCACACUUCUUGAGCUCAAUUGCUGUGUAUAGGGCAAAAUAAUGCUUUUAUUUGUUAUUUACUACAAUUCAUUACGAUUGGUAUCAUCACAAAUUCUGUUAAUUUUUUUCAUUGAGAAUAAGCACUGAGUUAUAUGUCUCAUGGUCUGGAACUUUAAGCAAGCAAAUAUUUCAUUUUAAUUCCUAUUCUACUUUUGUAAUAUUUUUUCUAAAAUGUCACUUGUGCCUUUCUUUUUAAGUAAACAAUCAUUUUAUCCCUUAACGAAUGUUUGUAUAUGCAGUAUUUUUGUACAAAACAGUACCAUGCUAACUUAAAAGGUGAAAUAAAGCAUUAUUGAAUGUUUGAUAAAACA
This is a messenger RNA of Strongylocentrotus purpuratus (purple sea urchin), 6445 nucleotides long. RefSeq names its product twisted gastrulation protein homolog 1-A (gene twsg1). Lineage: Eukaryota; Metazoa; Echinodermata; Echinoidea; Camarodonta; Strongylocentrotidae. The record is from RefSeq and is a predicted model, not a curated record. The transcript has 4 exons. Bases 511 to 1206 code for a protein of 231 amino acids. Gene Ontology annotation, biological process: regulation of BMP signaling pathway.